AUGCCAUUUUUUAAGGAUAAACCCACCGGGAUAAACCGCCUGGAGCUGUUUCUGGGGCUCGUGGCGUGUUUGGGAUGCCUGUCGGUCCGAUGCUCGGUGGCGGAGGGGGACGCCGGUCCGUGGUACCAGGACCUCUGCAGUUAUAAAUGGGAGGCCAUAGACCAAGAUAACAAAGUGAAAUACACCCUGAAGCUGUGCGAGUCCUCGCCGUCCACCAGCUGUGGGCCCGCCACCGCCGUGUGUGCUCUGGACCUGCUCAGCAAGGUGGAGCAGCCAGUCGGUGACCUGUCCCUGCAGAGGCUCUCGGGCUCCGUGCUCGACUUCAACAACACAAAGAAAUGUCCCGGGGGGGAAAACAACAUCCAGACCAGCAUCAGCUUCCAGUGCGGGAAAACCAUGGGCACGCCGGAGUUCGUGGCCGUGUCUCAGUGCGUGCACUACUUCGAGUGGAAGACGUACGCCGCCUGCAAAAAGGACAAAUUCAAGCCGCAUAAAGAGGUGCCUUGCUACGUGUUUGAUUCAGACGGUAAGAAGCACGACCUGAACCCCCUGAUCAAAGUGAGCGACGGCUAUUUGGUGGACGACGGCGACGACAACAUCGACUUCUACAUCAACAUCUGCCGAAGUCUCAACAGUCCAGACCGGUCCUGUCCAGAGGACUCUGCAGCCUGCCUGGUCACCGGUCAGGGUUCCUUCAGCAUGGGGUCUCCCACCGAGGGGCUGGAGCUGGUGUCCAGUGACAGCUUGAGGCUGCAGUACAGACUGAGUCCCGGCUCGUCUCGUCCAGAUCUCUGUAAAGAGCACGAGCCCGCCGUCACCAUCACCUUCAUCUGCCCGUCCAACAGACACUCGGGCAGCGCCCCGAAGAUGACAGCCGGCUCCAACUGUCGCUACGAGGUGGAGUGGGUGACGGAGUACGCCUGCCACCGGGACUAUCUGGAGAGCCACAGCUGCAAACUGACCAGCGAGCAGCACGACAUCUCCGUGGACCUGACGCCGCUCACGCUGGCCACUUCAGACCACCCUUAUUACGCCCACUCGGGGCCCAGCAGCGGGCCCGACAGCUACAUCUACUACAUGAACGUGUGCGGAAAGAUCCCCACCUCCGAAUGUGGAGAAGACCCCUUCAUCUCGUCCUGCCAGGUGAAGGAGUCCGGAGACCUGACCAAAGUGGCCGGAAGAUAUCAGAACCAGACUUUACGGUAUUCGGAUGGAGACCUGACUCUGAUCUAUCCAGAUGGCAGCAGAUGCUCCUCCGGCUUCCAGAGAAUGAGCAUCAUCAACUUUCAGUGCAACAAAACUGCAUCUAAUGGAGGGCGAGGCAAUCCGGUGUUUGCGGGGGAGACGGACUGCACUUAUUACUUCAACUGGGAGACGGCCUUCGCCUGCAUCAAAGAGAAGGAGGACCUUCUCUGUCGGGUCACAGACGGCAGGAAACGCUACGACCUCUCCCCCCUCACUCGAUACCCCGGGUCAGACGUAAGCGAGAACUGGGAGGCGGUCGAUGCUAAAUCUGCAAAGUCGGACUCGCGUUACUACCUGAACGUCUGCCACAAAGUCAUGCAGACCGGAGGAGCUGCUGGAUGCCCGGAGGAGGCCUCCAUCUGUGCUGUGGAUAAGGCUGGACGUAACGUCAGUCUGGGAAGCUUCCUCUCAUCUCCACAGAAGACUAAAAUGGGAGAUGACAUCCGGCUGGUGUACACCGAUGGAGAUCUUUGUCUCAACAAGAAGACGAGAAUUCAAACUAUCCUGACCCUCAAAUGCAAACCAGGAGAUCUUCAGAGUGCCCCCGUGCUGCGCAGCGUUUCCUCAGACCAGUGCGUCUAUGAAUUUGAGUGGCACUCCGCCGCCGCCUGCGUGCUUUCCAAAACGCAAGGAGACGACUGCAAGGUGGAGGACCAGCAGGCCGGGUUUUCCUUCGACCUGUCGCCCCUCACCAAGCCUGACGGGGGUUUCUACAACCUGACCAGCGGCGACUACAACUACUUCAUCAACGUGUGCGGCCCCGUCAAAAUCGGGUCGUGUCCCGAGAGGGCCGGCGCCUGCCAAGAGGAGAAGAGCUCGUGGAGCCUGGGGGAGGCGAGCUCCCGCCUGUCCUACUACGACGGCCUGAUCCAGCUCGUUUACAGCAACGGCUCCAAGUACAACAACAAGCUGCACACUCUCCGGUCCACCCUCAUCUCCUUCCUGUGCGACCCCCAAGCCGGAGCAGGAAAACCUGAAUUCCAGGUAAAACUUUAA
Menidia menidia (Atlantic silverside) is the source of this 2241-nucleotide messenger RNA. The record is from the annotation of a GenBank genome assembly. Lineage: Eukaryota; Metazoa; Chordata; Actinopteri; Atheriniformes; Atherinopsidae.